GUGCUGUUAUUGUUCCGCCGUGCGGCCCCGCGGCUCCUGCGACCGGCGGCGAUUCACGGCCGCGCCGCCAUGCCGAUCAACAAGCCUGAGAAGCCGGACAGGCCAGAGAGCUGUGAUAAUGUCAAGGUGGUUGUUCGGUGCCGGCCCCUUAAUGAGCGAGAGAAAGCGACGGGGUACAAAAUGGCAGUCAGUGUGGAUGAGAUGAGAGGAACCAUCACAGUCCACAAAGCAGACUCGUCCAAUGAACCUCCUAAGACAUUCACGUUUGACACUGUUUUUGGACCAGAGAGUAAGCAGCUGGAUGUCUAUAACCUAACUGCAAGACCUAUUAUUGACUCCGUCUUGGAAGGCUACAAUGGCACCAUUUUUGCAUACGGGCAGACUGGAACAGGCAAGACUUUUACCAUGGAAGGGGUCAGAGCAGUUCCUGAGCUCAGAGGCAUUAUUCCAAAUUCCUUCGCCCAUAUAUUUGGUCACAUUGCCAAAGCAGAGGGGGAUACAAGGUUUUUAGUUCGUGUGUCUUACCUGGAAAUUUACAAUGAAGAAGUGCGGGAUCUGCUAGGAAAAGACCAGUCACAGAGGUUAGAGGUUAAAGAGAGACCUGAUGUGGGAGUUUAUAUCAAAGACCUUUCAGCUUAUGUCGUAAACAACGCAGAUGAUAUGGACAGAAUCAUGACUCUGGGCCACAAGAACCGUUCUGUUGGUGCCACAAACAUGAACGAGCACAGCUCUCGCUCGCACGCCAUCUUCACCAUCACCAUCGAGUGCAGUGAGAAGGGAGUUGAUGGGAACAUGCACGUGCGCAUGGGCAAACUGCACCUCGUGGAUCUUGCUGGUUCUGAAAGACAAGCAAAAACCGGAGCAACGGGGCAGCGACUGAAGGAAGCUACUAAGAUCAACCUCUCUCUUUCUACCCUGGGGAAUGUCAUUUCAGCUCUGGUGGAUGGCAAAAGCACUCAUGUGCCCUACCGCAACUCCAAGCUUACGCGACUCCUUCAGGAUUCCCUGGGGGGCAACUCCAAAACCAUGAUGUGUGCAAACAUUGGUCCAGCAGACUACAAUUACGAUGAGACUAUCAGCACUCUGAGAUAUGCAAACAGAGCCAAGAACAUUAAGAACAAGGCCAGGAUUAAUGAGGACCCCAAGGAUGCUUUGCUGCGUCAGUUUCAGAAAGAAAUUGAAGAGCUUAAGAAAAAACUGGAAGAAGGAGAAGAGAUAUCUGGUUCUGAGACAAGUUCUUCUGAAGAAGAAGAUGAAGAGGAUGAUGGGGAGAUUGGAGAAGAUGGGGAGAAGCGGAAGAAACGGCGUGAUCAAGCAGGGAAAAAGAAAGUUUCCCCUGAUAAGAUGGUAGAGAUGCAAGCAAAGAUUGAAGAGGAGAGAAAAGCUCUUGAAACUAAGCUUGAUAUGGAAGAAGAAGAAAGAAAUAAAGCCAGAGCUGAACUGGAGAAGAGAGAAAAAGAUUUGCUUAAAGCUCAACAAGAGCACCAGUCCCUGCUGGAGAAACUGUCUGCGCUGGAGAAGAAGGUGAUUGUAGGAGGAGUGGACUUGCUGGCAAAAGCAGAAGAACAAGAGAAGCUUCUAGAAGAAUCAAAUAUGGAGCUGGAAGAACGAAGGAGGAGAGCAGAGCAGCUUCGCAAAGAACUCGAGGAGAAGGAGCAAGAACGCUUGGACAUUGAGGAGAAGUACACCAGCCUCCAGGAGGAAGCACAGGGAAAAACAAAAAAACUGAAGAAAGUUUGGACCAUGCUUAUGGCUGCAAAAUCAGAGAUGGCAGAUCUGCAACAAGAGCAUCAGAGAGAGAUUGAAGGCUUACUGGAGAACAUUCGGCAGCUGAGCAGGGAACUUCGUCUCCAGAUGCUUAUCAUAGACAACUUCAUUCCUCAGGACUACCAGGAAAUGAUUGAGAACUAUGUUCACUGGAAUGAAGACAUUGGAGAAUGGCAGCUGAAAUGUGUUGCAUAUACAGGAAACAAUAUGAGGAAGCAGACUCCUGUCCUGGACAAGAAAGAAAAAGAUCCCUUUGAGGUGGACCUUUCCCAUGUUUACUUAGCUUACACUGAAGAAAGCUUGAGGCAAUCUCUGAUGAAGCUAGAGAGGCCGAGGACUUCAAAGGGAAGAUCCAGGCCCAAGACUGGUCGAAGAAAACGUUCUGCAAAGCCAGGCGCUGUCAUUGACUCCCUGCUGCAGUAGGUGUGACGUGUUCAGAAUUGCCGUAAAAAGCAGUGAGUGUGAAAGGUUUGCCCAGAAUAUGGAAGUUGAGAUGGCACAGCUUGAAGUGGCUGUAGAAUCCAUGCCUUGCUGGGGUGGAGCUUUAAUUAAAAAAUGAUAUGUAUUUUUCCUUAGUUGCCUGUAUACUGUAUGUUAUAUUAACAUAAUAUUAAACUGGUCUAUUUUAUGGUUGUGGAAUUCCAUGUGUUAAACAAUGUGUUGUGCAGGGAACUUUUGUUGGUAAUCCUUGAAAUGUAGAGGAAAUGAGGACUCUAGGUGUGUUCAAGUACUAGUCAUAAUAGCUCCAAAUGGUCGAUGGAAUCCUAAAACUUAAUGCUGGUAAAUCUGUGUCCUGCUUUGCACAUCACUGGCAGCUUUCACUGUUGUCUUCUGUUGCACUGAUCCGUUUGAAUGUGGUUGCUGCAAACCUUUGAGUUAAGAGCAUCGAGCCUUUUUAUUUCAGUAUUUCACUGUAGUUAUUAAGCUGAUCAUGUUGUGUAUUUGAGACACAACUCUCUUCAUCUGCAGUCUUGCUGUACAAAAAGUAGUUGGGUAGAAGAGUACUUAGAGCUACAGUAGCCUGAGGUUUGUGGGAAGGGACCAUGCUCUGUUUAAGUGCAACGCUAGUAGUCUAAUGCUUUGAUUUUUGUCUAUUUGUGUGAUCUGCUGGCAACGUGGAGAGUGAGGGCUGAUGCACAGAUAAGAGAGCUGUUUUCCUCCUCUGAAGGCUGCAUUGCUGCAUUGCUUUGGCUGCUUUUCAUGCUUAUGAGCUGGAAGUGGUUUCAAUUGGUGUGAAUUGUUUUGUUGUGAUCUGGACAGCAGAGAUUAUUUGAGGGGAAGGCUUUAACACCAGGGGGACUGAACACUAUGGCUCCAUUUGUCUCACCCCUGGAUGCAGCUGAGGAUGAAUUUCUCCUGUCUUAGGAUAGGUGUGAAUUUCCCAGUUGUCCCAGUGCUGCAACAUCCCCUGAAAUAGCUGAUGCUGUUCGUGUCUGUGUGCACCAUCUCCUCUUUCUGACUGCUUUGAGGGGAAAGAAAUCUGGUCUCUGCUGAUAACCAUUUAUGGUGGCUGCUCUUUUUCUUUGCUUUUUGUGCUGCUGACAGACACUGAACCUCUCAAUACGUUGCUUUUGUGUCACAGAAAUGAAUCUGCUUUGGGCUGUGUGCUGCAUCAACUCCUGCUGGAGCACAGCAGUUGCAGGUACCUUAGCAGUUCCCUUGUCAGUGUGGUGUUAAUUAGGUAUGAUUUUCAUUUAAUCUCCAUGCUUCCUAGAGUUACAAAAAAAAAGCUGUGACUAAUAACACAAACUGAAUACUUGAGCUUGGUUAUACCAAGCAAGCAAAGAGCAAGACAACUCCUUGGUGUCUCAUGCCUGAUCGUAGCCAUGUCUGCAAUUACCAGAACAUUCCUGUGCAGUGCUGACUGCACUUGGAGCAGAUUGCCCUUUCUCAUGGUCACACUGUUGAGCUGGAUGCACCUCACCAGUCUGUAGCAGCUCCAGCUGUGACAGUUACCAUGGGUCUUGCAGGGGCACCUGUUGAUCUGGAGCUGCAUUCAGUGCAAUUCAAAAAGAGCUCUCAGCUUCCCCUGUGCUUUUUCUGAAGUGUUUCUUCAGAUUGUGCUGAGGGAGGAGAACCUGGUGGUCAUCUUGGGGGAGAAGUGAGCAGGCCUGGCUUUGUCACCCAAACGCGUCAAAGCUACGGCUGCAAACACUGGCAGUUGUUUCUGGUCCAGCAUUUGGAAAGAGGUGAGGAGUCAGGAUUUUUGUCUGAUCUAAACUAGUUAGAUUUCUUCUGGAGGAGUUCACCUUGUUCUGAAUGUGCUCCAGCUAAGAAUAUCGUGUUGAAUUUGACAGCUAAGACAGACUGAAAAUAUCUCAAAUGCCAGUUUAGAAACAGGCAGGGAUGUUCUAGACUGAGCAGAAAACAAGGGCAAACUUUAUUUCCUCUUGUUUAAUGUUUUGCUGUGCUUUCCUCUGUUGAAUAAUCGGUUCUUAAGGGUGUUUCUCCUGAACUGUACUUUAAUUCUCUGAAUUCUUCACUCAGCAGAUCAUCAGCAAAUGAAAACUGGGACUGUGCAUCCUGACUCUGCAUUUACAACACGUAAAAUCUAACAAGGAAGGGUUGAAUUCCUGUUAUUUCUGCUGAAAACAAAAGUGCUCUGCAUGUUGUAAAGACCCGUGAGGCAGAGAAAAACUUCAAGUAAAUAAUUGCACUGCUUUGUAAUUAGAUUUGGGAGGAACUGGUUGUGAUUUCCUGGUACAGGGGCUUGUUUUGGAGAACAAAUUCUCUGCUCUUACCAGAGGACUUUGUUUUGAUGUAGAACAGUCUUCAUGAUGAUCUGUCAGCUUGGCUUACAUUUUCACUGUGCUGUUUUGCUUAAGUUUUGGAAACUUCCUUUCACAACAGAGCCCUGCUUGCAGGUUUGCUGUAUGGGCCCUCUCUGCAGCUCUGGACAGUCUGCAAUAAUGUCAAAUGUCCCUUUACCAUGUCUUAAAGGAGAAGGACUUAAGUUUGUGUGUGUUUUUGAUGGCUCAGUUGAUGGAGCCAUCUUCAUCCCAGGCCCGUCCAUGCCACUUAACUCUAGCAUGCAUAUGAUGUCUAUUCAUUCCUUGCAUCUUGUCACCAAAGCUUCCCCUCAUUCCAGCAAAUCGCAGAGAGUUUCUCUGGCCGUGUUGUUUAAUGCAGUGUAAAUGAAUCAUUUCAGAAUUAACUUGUUAUGGAACCUUUCUUCAGGUUCAAGGGAAGUGAAAAUGGUCCUUAGUGCCUUUCAGUAACUAACUCAGUCUGCACACCCAGCUCUCACCUUUCUCAGCAGUUCUGCUUAGCCAGUUCUGUACAGAAGAAAAACUGCUUAUCUGUUUCUAUAACGUGUCUGGCUAUUUAUUUGUUUUCCAACUGUUUAUUUUAAUAUCCUUUGUUGUAUGGUUAAAUUUUAUUCCCUACGCUGUACAUAUCAGUAUUGUGUUCCUGGAGCAUGAAAUAAAAUCGUUGAUUCCUAGUU
Centrocercus urophasianus (Greater sage-grouse) is the source of this 5212-nucleotide messenger RNA. RefSeq names its product kinesin family member 3A (gene KIF3A). NCBI's taxonomy places the organism in Eukaryota, Metazoa, Chordata, Aves, Galliformes, Phasianidae. The transcript is spliced from 18 exons. Gene Ontology annotation, molecular function: ATP binding; microtubule motor activity; microtubule binding. Gene Ontology annotation, biological process: microtubule-based movement. The coding region runs from base 70 to 2190 and encodes 706 amino acids. The record is from RefSeq and is a predicted model, not a curated record.